Messenger RNA from Aspergillus pseudotamarii, 930 nucleotides. Its product is annotated as Aldehyde/histidinol dehydrogenase. The record is from RefSeq and is a predicted model, not a curated record. The coding region runs from base 1 to 930 and encodes 309 amino acids. Lineage: Eukaryota; Fungi; Ascomycota; Eurotiomycetes; Eurotiales; Aspergillaceae. Gene Ontology annotation, molecular function: oxidoreductase activity, acting on the aldehyde or oxo group of donors, NAD or NADP as acceptor. The transcript has 2 exons.
AUGGAGUCGAAAUCGAAUUCUCGAUCGCAUCCCCCACAGUUUUCCGCCAUUAUAGCUGGAAAUAUUGAUGAACGCACGGAUAAUAUUAGAUACCGCCAGAGACAAUUCCACCGCCUUCAAUCGAACAUUCUCCAGCACCUGACCGAACUGAAAGAGGCCAUCUCCCAGGACUCGGGUCAUAGCGUAGAAGAAGUGCAAACGGAGGUCUGUCUGGCGUUGAAGGAAAUUCGCUCCCACUACUCUUCCUUGAGCCUCGAACAGAGUGUUCAGGUAGAAUAUCGCGUGGCACGCGGAGAAGAUAAUCUGGACAGGAAGAAAGGUACCGGUAUUGUCUAUAUCAUACCUACCACCCACACGAUCUUUUAUUCGGUCAUCGCUGCGCUGAGUGCUGCCCUCGCAGCGGGAAACUGUAUCAUUUUGGAGCUUCCCAAAACGACCUCAAGAGUCACUGCGCUACUCCGCCGAAUCCUCACCAAAGCGCUAGAUAGUGAUACAUUCACUAUUAGCGAGAGCCGUCCUGACGCUGAUUUUCUCAGUACUACCCUUGUUUUGAACCAGCAGUGUCCUAAAUGCGUUACACCUUCACCAAAUCUGGAGUCGCCGAACACUUUGCGGACGGUGGCCGUAGUAGACCGAACGGCCAAUCUUCAGGAAGCAGCAGUUGAUCUUGUCCGAGCGCGGUUUGCAUUUAAUGGCUGCUCUCCGCACGCUCCGGAUGUAGUGUUAGUCAACCAGUUCUGCAUGCAACCUUUCGUGGAAUUGGUGAUCAAACACGCCGCCAAACACCUUGGAAGCGACAAUCGUGGCGCCAACUCGCUUCCUAAACGCCCCAAACAGUUAUCGGUGCUUGACCAGAUAAGCUCCGAGGAAGGAGUUAAGGUGAUCGUGUCUGGAACUGGCUGGGGUAUUGCACUGGUACAGAAUCGGUAA